CGGGAGCCCGGGUGCAGAGCUGAGCCGGCGGUGGGCAGCGGCGGCGGGGAUGGCGCGAGCCGGGCCGGCGUGGCUGCUGCUGCUGCUGGCGACCUGGGUGCUGCUACUGGCCUGGCUGUCCGCAGCGAAGGUCUCCUCACUCAUUGAGAGAAUCUCUGAUCCUAAGGACUUGAAAAAGCUUCUCAGGACCCGAAAUAACGUGCUAGUGCUUUACUCCAAGUCAGAGGCGGCAGCUGAAAGUCAUCUCAAGUUGUUGUCCACGGUGGCCCAGGCAGUGAAAGGACAGGGCACCAUCUGCUGGGUGGACUGCGGGGAUGCAGAGAGUAGGAAAUUGUGCAAGAAGAUGAAAGUUGACCUGAGCCUGAAGGACAAAACAGUCGAAUUGUUCCAUUACCAAGACGGCGCAUUCCAUAUGGAAUAUAAUCGAGCCCUGACAUUGAAGUCCAUAGUGGCCUUCCUGAAGGAUCCAAAAGGACCACCGCUGUGGGAAGAAGACCCUGGAGCCAAAGACGUGGUCCACAUAGACAGUGAGAAGGACUUCAGACGGCUGCUGAAGAAGGAAGACAAGCCACUGCUGAUGAUGUUCUAUGCCCCCUGGUGUGGCAUGUGCAAGAGGAUGAUGCCGCAUUUCCAGAUGGCCGCAACGCAGCUUCGAGGCCACGCUGUCCUGGCUGGGAUGAACGUCUACCCCUCGGAAUUUGAAAACAUCAAGGAGGAGUAUGGUGUGCGGGGCUACCCUACUAUCUGUUAUUUUGAGAAAGGGCAGUUCCUGUUCCAGUAUGACAACUAUGGUUCUACAGCGGAGGACAUUGUGGAAUGGCUGAAGAAUCCACAGCCGCCACAGCCCCAGGUGCCCGAGACACCCUGGGCAGAUGAGGGCGGCUCCGUUUAUCACCUGACCGAUGAAGACUUUGACCAGUUUGUGAAGGAACACUCCUCUGUCCUCGUCAUGUUCCACGCCCCAUGGUGUGGCCACUGUAAGAAAAUGAAACCCGAGUUUGAGAAGGCGGCGGAAGUCCUGCAUGGAGAAGCUGACAGCUCUGGUGUCCUUGCAGCUGUCGAUGCCACCGUCAACAAGGGCCUGGCAGAAAGAUUCCACAUCUCAGAGUUUCCCACACUCAAGUAUUUUAAGGAUGGAGAGAAACACGAGGUACCUGCACUCAGGACAAAGAAGAAAUUCAUUGAGUGGAUGCAAAACCCUGAGGCGCCCCCACCCCCAGAGCCCACUUGGGAAGAGCAGCAGACAAGCGUGUUGCAUCUGGCAGGGGACAGCUUCCGGGAGACCCUGAAGAAGAAGAAGCACGCCUUGGUCAUGUUCUACGCCCCUUGGUGCCCACACUGUAAGAAGGUCAUCCCCCAGUUUACCGCCGCUGCUGACGCCUUCAAAGAUGACCGGAAGAUCGCCUGCGCUGCCGUGGACUGUGUCAGAGACCGGAACCAGGACCUGUGCCAGCAGGAGGCCAUCAAGGCCUACCCCACUUUCCACUACUACCACUAUGGCAAGUUUGCUGAGAAGUACGACAGCGAUCGGACGGAAUCAGGAUUUACUGAUUUCAUUCGAAACCUCCGAGAGGGAGAUCUGCAGAAACUAGGGAAACGGAAGGAAGAGCUGUGACGGCUGUCUUCCGGAAAAUUUUCCCAUCACACUGUGAAUGAUGCCCAUUUGUUGUUCUUUCUGAAUUACCAUAUGUUCCAAGGACAACCUUUUUUAUAGCCACUUGUGGCCGUUUUGUACAAUUUUGAAAUAAAAUGAAUCCUGUUA
Ochotona curzoniae (black-lipped pika) is the source of this 1762-nucleotide messenger RNA. RefSeq names its product protein disulfide isomerase family A member 5 (gene PDIA5). The transcript is spliced from 17 exons. The record is from RefSeq and is a predicted model, not a curated record. Gene Ontology annotation, cellular component: endoplasmic reticulum. Gene Ontology annotation, molecular function: protein disulfide isomerase activity. Gene Ontology annotation, biological process: protein folding. Lineage: Eukaryota; Metazoa; Chordata; Mammalia; Lagomorpha; Ochotonidae. The coding region runs from base 50 to 1615 and encodes 521 amino acids.